GAGCAGAACGACGUGAUGGUAGCAGCCUGUUCAGGGGACAGGAGGCGAAGGAAGGCUGAAUAGUUUAAUUCUUUAUACCCUGUACAACAAUGUCGAGUUUUGGCUUGUCGUGCAGGGAGGUGGAAAAUAUGGGUUAUGUAUUCAGCAGCGACAAAAAGCUCUUUUUUUUGUUCUGUCAAGCCUUGCGUGUUCAGUUUAAAGAGUCGACAAGCGUGAACACGUUCAGAGAGAAGCAGCGGAUGCACCGGGGGAAUUAUGUGACGCGGUGGAAGUUUUCAUCUCCAACCCACAGCUGGCUCCAGGGAUGAACCCGACACUUCCAUGAACUCCUUCGGUUUCGCGGUUCGAGGCCUCCCCUUGGCCUUGCCGUCCAUGACACAGGCCACUGCCUCCGACCUGCGCUUCCAUCCCAGAUGGAGAGCAAUAAUCGUGACCGCCCUGCUGGCCUUAGUGCUCAUGCUGUACCUGCACCGGACCGUAGGGAACACAAACACACCAACCACAGGUAGUUUUCAAACUCGCAGAGAGGAGGAUGUGAGAUCACAAAGACUCUCUUGGUGUCUAAAGAGGAAAAAGCCUUACAAUGACACAUACCCGUUGAGUCCACCAGAGAGGACACCGCACGGCAUUCGCUACCGUAUAGGAGUGAUUGCCGACCUGGACACGGCGUCCCAAAGCUCCAAGGGUCAGACGUGGUUUAGCUACAUGAAAAGAGGCUAUGUGACCGUUUCAGAGAGCGCGGACAGACUGGAGGUGGAGUGGGAUGCAGACAGAGUCACCUUGGAGAGCAGUCUGGCUGAGAAAGGACGAGGUAUGGAGCUGUCGGAGCUGGUGGCCUUCAACGGUCACCUUUACAGUGUGGAUGACCGCACAGGUGUGGUGUACAGGAUUGAGGGGAGCAGAGCCAUUCCCUGGGUGAUACUUCCUGAUGGCGACGGCUCCAUGUCUAAAGGAUUCAAGGCGGAGUGGCUGGCAGUGAAGGAUGAGCACCUGUAUGUUGGAGGUCUGGGGAAAGAGUGGACGACGACGUCCGGGGAAUUCGUCAACAACAACCCAGAGUGGGUGAAAGUGAUCGACUAUAAAGGCGGCGUGGAGCACGAAAACUGGAUGCCGUAUUACGCCGCCCUGCGGAGAGCUGCAGGAAUCAAACCACCAGGUUACCUCAUCCAUGAAUCGGCAGCUUGGAGCGAGCGCCUCCAGCGGUGGUUCUUCCUACCUCGCCGUGCCAGCCACGAGCACUACGAGGAGGCGGCCGACGAGCGCCGAGCCACCAACCUCCUCCUGUCCUGCCCCGCCGACUUCAGACAUGUGACCACGCAGCGCGUCGGACCUUUUAACCCCACCCACGGCUUCUCCUCCUUCAAAUUCGUUCCCGACACCGACGACCAGGUCGUCCUGGCUCUGAAGUCGGAGGAGGACGCAGGCAGGAUCGCCACAUACAUCAUUGCUUUUACACUGGACGGACGGCUGCUGAUGCCCGAGACCAAGAUGGGAGAUGUGAAGUAUGAAGGGCUGGAGUUCAUUUGAAAUGUGGCAGGGUGAAAGUUUCAUAUCGCAUUAUUAUUAUUAUCAUGAUCUCAUAUCGCUAGAGAGCAUCGGGAUAACAACAACGGUAAAACGUUUUCUGAAAGCACAGGUGAAAGGUCAACAGAACAACUGUGAAAAAUGGAAAUCUGCUGAUGUGUCCUGUCAUCAAACACUAGAGUCAAACCUGCAUCACCUCAGUGCUGAUAGAUGUUUUAGUUUUUUUUUAUUUAAUUUUGGGAAGAGACCCGAUUGGAGUUGAAUUUAUAAUUAAAGGGAAGAAAGUAAAGUGCUUUUAAAACCAUAAUUAGGAUUUACACCAAACAUUAAAGCAAAAAUAUAAAAUAGUUUUUUGGAAAUAUAUAUAUACAUAGUAUAUAUAUAUUUACGUAAACAGGUAACAGUUGGUGACAUGGCCAGUUUUCUAGUAUUUAAACCAUGGGAAAUAGUUUGCUAGUGAGGCAAAAUGUGUUUUUCCCUUUUCAUAAGGUGCUAAAUAUUUUCUGAUGAUGGCAUUCUUCAUUACUGAUCAUGACAAGCACAACAGUCCUCUUCACUGUGGAGGAUUUAAUGUUGAAGAAAAAAAUCUAAUUUAUUACCACAGGUAUUUCUGCUUCACAUUUAAAAAGACGGCUUUCGGUGUUUCUUCAUUUUGCUUGUUUUAUAGCUUUAGCUUUCAUCAUCAAACUGCAUUUAUACCAAGGGUUUUCAAGUCUAAAUACUUAACUUAAAUAUACUACUUUAAAAAAUAAGUCCCAUGAGUGGAGAUUUGUUCUUUUGAAAGGUUUGAUAUUUACCAGAGUCCUGACACUCUCCACACAAAGUAAGGCUUAGUGUUAUCAUUUCAUUGUCAGUCAUUUCACAAAUGUGUCGUUUUGUUACUUUUUAUGGCCAUGUGUCGUUCUUAUCAGAAGUUGACAUACACUUAUCUUGGGCAGAAAUGUCAUAAAAUUGGGGCAUUUAAUGCUGGAUGUGAACCUUAGUUCAUUCAAAUUGUUUGAUUUCUUUGCACAGAUUAUAGACUCGAUUGGGUCGAGGUCAGAACCAUUCCAGAAGCUCGAUAUUGUCUCCUUUCACUCUAAAUCGUGUUCUGAUGUUUGCGUAGAUUCAUUUCCUGUUGGAGCCCAACUGUGUCCAAGUUUCAACCAUUUAGUUGUAGAUUUGAGGUCAAGAUAAAGAAUUAGGUGGCGGUCUUCUGUUGUUGUGUGUAAUGCAACAACAUGGCCACACAGCAUGCUGCUGCUACCACCAUACUUGACUGUUGCUAUGGUGUUCUUUGGUUUGCACAAGCCUCAUCCAGAACCUGUUUGAGCCUGUUUGUUUAAUUACCAUCUUGUGUGGAUUGAAAGUAAUCCAUAGUAAUUUCAGAUGUGCAGACUCUUUUUUUUUUUUUUUUUUUUUAAAUGUCAAAUAUGUUAGUAUAGUCACUCCACACUGAACAAACAGCUCAACGAAAUAAUUUGUUGGUGCAGCAUUCCUACUUAUGAUGGCUAUACAAGCUUUAGACAGGAAUUUUAUUUUUUACAUUCCAUUUUCUGUGUUUGAUGUGUAUGAAUUUGCCUUUAAAUCACACAUUAUAAGCAUAUUACAUUUGUUUUACUCAACAUAUCUACAGCAGUGUAGCUUCUUUUUUUUUUUAAACAGGGUUUUCAUAUUCAGACGCAGUAAAAGCACAUCUCUGUGCAGCGUCUCUCAGGGUUCAACAAAUGGAGAAAAAAAAAUAAGUGUCCUUAAUCUUAAAUCCAGUCCUGUUUGUGUUUUACUGCUGAGAAACAUUGGACUUUGUCAUGUUGUAUAGUGAUCCCUUCAUGUGUAAAACAGACAUUUUGGCGCCAUGAAGCACAGUUACUUAAUGAGGCAGGACGUUUGUUGUUGCUGAUCUUUGUACAUCUUUAUUUCCUUGUCCAAAGUUUAACUUUUUUAUGCUUUUAAAGCGAGAGAACAAAUUAAAAAAAGCUAUUUAAU
Molecule: messenger RNA, 3489 nt
Organism: Xiphophorus maculatus (southern platyfish)
Lineage: Eukaryota; Metazoa; Chordata; Actinopteri; Cyprinodontiformes; Poeciliidae
Gene: cant1b
Product: soluble calcium-activated nucleotidase 1-like
Exons: 5
Coding region: 322-1527 (401 amino acids)
Biological process (GO): proteoglycan biosynthetic process
Molecular function (GO): calcium ion binding; GDP phosphatase activity; UDP phosphatase activity
Source: RefSeq, a predicted model, not a curated record